Molecule: messenger RNA, 3676 nt
Organism: Xenopus laevis (African clawed frog)
Lineage: Eukaryota; Metazoa; Chordata; Amphibia; Anura; Pipidae
Gene: znf740.S
Product: zinc finger protein 740 S homeolog
Exons: 7
Coding region: 355-1002 (215 amino acids)
Biological process (GO): regulation of transcription by RNA polymerase II
Cellular component (GO): nucleus
Molecular function (GO): DNA-binding transcription factor activity, RNA polymerase II-specific
Source: RefSeq, a predicted model, not a curated record
GGGUGUUAACAUUGGUGGCCAGGGGGGGUUAACAUUGGUGGCCAGUGGGACUUACCUGUCAAGUUCGCCGGGCCCUUUCACGCAGUUUCUCCUUAGUGACGUCUUCUUCCUCAGCGGUGGCUUCUUCUUCUCCUUUGGCGGCGGUGGAUCCUCUCUUCAGACGCCGGCGGUGGAUCCUCUCUUCAGACGCCGGCGGUGGAUCCUCUCUUCAGACGCCGGCGGUGGAUCCUCUCUUCAGACGCCGGCGGUGGAUCCUCUUCAGGCGGCGGUGGAUCGUCUUCAGGUGGCAGGCGGCAGAUCCACUCUUCGGACAGCACCUUACAAAUCAAAACUGGGAUAAUAAGAAAAAAAGCUAUGCAACAUACAGAAACAAGUCGAAACAAACGUCCAGAGGGCUCUGCUCGUGAGCGAAGUUCAAGUUCAAUCAAGAAUCGCCUUGCGCGCUGCCAGAAUAUUUCUGGGCUGGGGUUGCUGGAUAGAGAAACUAGCAAGACACUGGGAAUGCUAAGUGCACUAUCCCGAACAAUGAAGCAUGAAGAUGAUGACGAGGACGAUGUGGCUGACAUUUCAGAAGAGCAAAAGCCGGCUCAGCAGAAAGAUACUGGAAACAGUUUUCUUGAUCCAAGCCAGAACUCAUUGGCUACUCAAGCAAGUAAAAGCCAUAAGAAGGCAUUUCUUACCGAUGAGAAUGCUUCAUAUUCAUUCAAUAUGCACAGAAGUUAUAUCUGUGAGCACUGUUACGGGGCCUUUAGGAGUAGCUACCACCUCAAAAGACACCAAUAUAUUCAUACAGGUGAGAGGCCAUAUGAAUGUGACAUGUGUGAAAUGAAGUUCAUUCAGAAGUAUCACCUGGACAGACACAAACGAGUUCAUAGUGGGGAAAAGCCGUACCAGUGUGAGCGAUGCCAGCAGGCCUUCUCACGGACUGACAGACUUCUGAGACACAAAAGGAUGUGCCAAGGGUGCCAGUCUAAAAUUGGGGAGACAGAUUUUAUGUUGUAGUCUGGUAAUUUGUAUGCAUCAUCCUGUAGCUUUGAGACCCAACAUUUCUUAUUCCACUCAGGACAGAAUUAUGAUAAGCUCUGGUGUUUUUGUAACACCACAAAAAUAUAUUGAAGAGGAGUGACUCCUUUACAGAGUGUCUCUGUCCUCUUUAACACAUUUGCUUAUUCUUAUUCAAAGGCAGAAUAAGAAUUUUAACUGCUUGUUACCAUAAAAAAAAGACUGAGUCUUGGACCUUUAUGCACAGUUCCAAGAGUAAUAAAUGUGGCCCUCUAGUGGAGCAGAUGUAUUAUUCCUGGGCCUUGGUGACCGCUGUCUCUUUUAUUUUUAUUGCUGAAACCAUAUCCGUUUUCUAAGUAUCAUUUUUAGAAAAUUUUUGACUGAAAAUCCCUAAUUACAAUGUAAAUCUCUUUAUAUCAUUUGAUUUAUAUAUAUAUUAUAAUGAUCUCAUGAUUGUUUUAAUGGGACCAAUAGUUUUUAUUUUUUUUAUUUUACCAUCUGGUAAUUUGAUUUUCUCUAUUUAGAAUAAGGUCCUUCAGUUCCCUUCAGAUUCUAUUUCGUUUGAAGAUGGUUUCUUCUCCUUUAUUUGUUUUGAAAUUGUGUUAAAUAUUAGCAGGGCAGGAAACGCGCUGAAUCCUCUGAAACAGGGUAGUGACGUUCAUUGAGUUGUUGUCCUUAUUUAUAUUGUGUUAUCUCACGGCACACUGAAAUAUUUCCACAUCCAGUAGUAACCGUUUUUCAUACAAUGCUUAGAAUGAAUAAAUUAGUAUUUUUUUUCAAAAAAAUUUUUAGAGCAGGAGACCUGCAGUCCACUAACAUGGCAAUUUCACCUUGCAAUAAACUUGUUGUAUGGGGUUUAGUAUGGCAUUGACAGUGGUAUCAAUUUUUUUUUUUGUUUGUUUCUUAGGGUUUUUAGUCAGGGAGGUGAAAAAAAUGUGUGUUUUUAAGCCUCUGAUUGUGAGAUGAGAUUUUUCUAAAAUAUUAUUUAUCUUUUUGUUUAGAUGUUCAUUCUUCAGUACGUCAUUCAAACCACUACCUGGUUGCAAGGAUUCUGGGUCUCUAGCAACUAGAUUACCGUUGAACUAGUGAGAUGUAAGAGAAAUAACUAUAAUACAUUUAACAUAGACCUAAAAAAAACAGAUCAGUUGCCAGUUGUCUACAUGACCAAUGUGUAUACAGACCAAUGUGUAUAAACUAGCAAUAUAAAGUAAGGGCUGGAUUAUUACACUAAGAUCGUUAGACCUUGGUGUAUAAAUGGAGGACCUGUGACCUAUAUCAUACUAAAGUCAGCUUUAAGGUAACCUUCAACUUUUAAGGCCCUCUGAUUGACUCUACAUACCAUAACUUGCUAAAUAGAAGCACCCACCCUAAUCUGCCUGUGCCUUCACUAUAAAGGCUGUAUGGUAGCUACACUGCGAGACACAUUAGGGAUACUUACAUAUGUACAUUUAUACAUACAUGUGCGUGAAAUAAAUUUUUCUUGCACAACCACCAAAUAUACAGCGAGCAAAGCAACAAUGUGGAUUCCUCUACGACAAAUAGUUUUAGCUUUAUAAAAGAUGUGAGAGGUUUUUAUUGUUUCAUGUCACUUGAGAGCAUAUUUACCGGAUGUUGAUUUAAUGAUCAUAUUAAAAUGUUGCCGGUGGGCUAAUCAGUAGUGAGACACUGCCAGCCUUCAUUGGGAUGGACUAUAGCUUUAAAGAAACUCUUCUUUGCGUCUGUCAUUUACGCUGCAAUGUGUCUUGGCAAUUUUUUUUUUUUUUUUCUCAAAUACUUUUUUUUUUUUUAAUUGGUCACAACGAAUAGACUCCACUUUUAUGUCAUGAAUAAUAUGGUGCUGUGCCUGGAGUGAGUGUCUUCCAUUACAAAGUAUACCCUCUAUCUGCUGGCUAUAGAAGCAGGGGAGAUGCAGCAGUACAGUACAGGGACAUAGGGAUUGGGCAUCAUGCGUUGGCCAUCUUAUUACAAGUAGUGUGCCACUUUUUCAGCAUGGAGAAUGUUCAUGGGUUAUACUAACAUGAUGCUGUCAUACAAAAAGACUAUGUAAUGUCCCGGAAAAAGGCUGGGUGGCCAUAGAAAUGCUUUGGACAGUGUUUGGCUCCGAAAUCUCCCCCAGUUGUCCAGUGCUUGUAUAGGUGGUGCAACAUUUCAUGAAUCUGUUUAUUUUCACAGAGCCAUUUAUUUGUAGGGUAGGGUCUCAGUGGGAGAUUGUAUGAUGUGAUACAAAGACUUUAUUCAUCGUGUUAAAAUUAUAGGGUAUAUUGGAUAUUUUGAACAUGUCCAUCCUGAAGCUUUUAAACUGUAAUACCUUUUCAGCUGUCAGAAGGAUCCUGGGAAUUGCAGCCCAACAGCUGGAAGGCCAUAUCUUAGAUAUCCUAAUAUAUGUAUCCCACCCCCUUGGAAAUUGGGGUUUAGCCUUUUGCAGGGACCCUUUUCUACCUGGUACAAACGACUGUAUAAUAACUACUGCUAUUAUAAAGGCAAAGUCUUUUCUCUGUAUGUUUAUUUUCACAGUAACCUUUUUAAUGGGUUUGCUUUAACAUUAGACUAGAGGGAGAGCUUUUUAAAUUGUAGAUUUUUUUUUUUUUUUUGUUAACACUGUACAGUCUGUUGUAUCCUUUUCCCCUCCUACUGCCUGGGUGUUUAGAAUAUUUAAAUAAACGUGUUUUUAAUA